Apiotrichum porosum is the source of this 2223-nucleotide messenger RNA. RefSeq names its product Iron-sulfur clusters transporter atm1, mitochondrial (gene ATM1). Gene Ontology annotation, cellular component: mitochondrial inner membrane. Gene Ontology annotation, molecular function: ATP hydrolysis activity; ATP binding; ABC-type transporter activity. Gene Ontology annotation, biological process: transmembrane transport; intracellular iron ion homeostasis. The record is from RefSeq and is a predicted model, not a curated record. Bases 1 to 2223 code for a protein of 740 amino acids. The transcript is spliced from 5 exons. Lineage: Eukaryota; Fungi; Basidiomycota; Tremellomycetes; Trichosporonales; Trichosporonaceae.
AUGACCUUUGGCUUCCCCGUGUCCCCGCUGGUCGCUCUCCACCACGCCGGCGCAUGCGCCGCUAGUGUGGCUGGUAGCACCUCCAGGCCAGCACGGCCACUGGCGCGUGCCGCCGACAUGUACCGCUUGCACGCUGCUGGUGCAGCCACUCGCCCACUUUCCACAGUCGCGAGGCAUACGCGACCCGCUACACGGCCAUUCGCACCUCCCAGUCGCGUCCUGAACGCGGCCUUGUUCUCGUCCUCGGCGCCCCACCGCGUGCCUCCACCUUCCACACCGCCUGCACCACCAGCAGCACCACCAAACGCGCAGGCAUCCUCCUCCUCCGCCGUCAACCCGGAUGUGGCGAGCAAGCCCGUGUCUGAGAAGAAGCAGGCCCAGACAGACUGGACCAUCCUCCGACAGCUCGCGAGCAACGUCUGGCCAAAGGACAACACAAGCGUCAAGAUCCGUGUAGUUACCGCCCUCAGCCUGCUCGUUGCAGGCAAGAUUCUCAACGUCCAGGUCCCCUUCUUCUUCAAGGGCAUCGUCGACGGCCUCAACGUCGCUGUCGACGCGGACACUACAGUCUGGGUCCUUGCCGGCGCGGCUAUCGCAGGCUACGGUCUGGCUCGUAUCGGCUCGACCCUCUUUGGUGAGCUCCGCAACGCCGUCUUCGCCACUGUCUCGCAAGGCACCAUUCGCAAGGUGGCCCGAGAGACGUUUGACCACCUCCUCAACAUGGACAUGAAGUUCCACCUUGAACGUCAGACUGGUGGCCUCACUCGCGCUAUUGACCGUGGUACCAAGGGUAUCUCGUUCAUCUUGUCGUCUAUUGUCUUUCACGUCAUUCCCACUGCUCUGGAGAUCUCCAUGGUGUGCGGUAUCCUUUCGUGGAAGUUUGGUUUGGACUUUGCUGGUGUGACCGCUGUCACCAUGCUCCUCUACACCUGGUUCACCGUCCAGACCACCGCCUGGCGUACCCAGUUCCGCAAGCAAGCCAACGCUGCCGAUAACAAGGGUGCCACACACGCCGUCGACUCGCUCAUCAACUACGAGGCUGUCAAGGAGUUUAACAAUGAAAAGUACGAGAUCAAGCAGUACGAUGCUACCCUCAAGACGUACGAGAAGGCCUCCAUCAAGAUUGCCACGUCGCUCGCGUUCCUCAACUCUGGUCAAAACUUCAUCUUCUCAUCCGCGCUCACCGCCAUGAUGGUCCUCGGUGCCAACGGUGUUAUCAAAGGUACCAUGACGGUCGGUGACCUGGUACUUGUCAACCAGCUCGUGUUCCAGCUUUCGCUCCCGCUCAACUUCCUCGGCACCGUGUACCGCGAGCUCCGCCAGAGCCUGAUUGACAUGGAGGUCAUGUUCAACCUGCAAAACGUAAAGCCCGAGAUCCAUGACCGCGUUGGCGUCAAGUCGCUCCAGCUCAAGGGCGGCGAGAUCAAGUUUGAGAAUGUCAACUUUGGCUACCACCCCAGCCGCCCGAUCCUCCAGAACCUCUCGCUCACCAUUCCUGCCGGCAAGAAGGUCGCCCUGGUCGGCCCCUCGGGUUGCGGCAAGUCGACCGUCUUCCGCCUCCUGUUCCGCUUCUACGACGCCCAGUCGGGCCGCAUUCUCAUCGACGGCCAGGACAUCAAGGACGUGUCGCUCGAGUCGCUGCGCAAGAGUAUCGGUGUCGUGCCCCAGGACACUCCCCUCUUCCACGCCGACCUCAUGCACAACAUUCGCUACGGAAACCUCGAAGCCACCGACGACCAGGUGUUUGAGGCUGCGCGCAAGGCCCAGCUCGACAAGACCAUCGCCAAGCUUCCCGACGGGUACGCCACCAAGGUUGGUGAGCGCGGUCUCAUGAUCUCGGGUGGUGAGAAGCAGCGUGUCGCCGUCGCGCGUCUCCUGCUCAAGGACCCUCCUAUCAACUUUUUCGACGAGGCCACCUCGGCUCUGGACGUGUACACCGAGACCGAGCUCAUGCGCAACAUCAACUCGACGCUCGUGGACGGCACCAAGACCUCGGUCUUCAUUGCGCACCGCCUGCGCACCAUCUCGGACGCCGACAUCAUCAUUGUCCUUCAGGACGGCCAGGUGGUCGAGCAAGGAAAGCACGACGAGCUCCUGCGUAUUCAGGACGGCGUCUACCACAACCUCUGGAACGCCCAGCUCACCGAGAGCGUCAAGGAGGAAGUGGACAAGGAGCUCGACAAGGAGAUUGCAGAGCUCGAGAACACGAAGAAGAAGCAGUAA